CCAUCCCCAUUUCCCUCUCUCUGUGGCUGUGCCUUCUCUCCAUCCCCAUUUCUCUCUCUCUCUCUCUAUCUCUGUGGCUGUGCCCUCUCUCCAUCCCCAUUUCUCUCUCUCUCUCUCUCUCUCUGUGGCUGUGCCCUCUCUCCAUCCCCAUUUCUCUCUCUCUGUGGCUGUGCCCUCUCUCCAUCCCCAUUUCUCUCUCUUUCUCUCUCUCUGUGGCUGUGCCCUCUCUCCAUCCCCAUUUCUCUCUCUCUCUCUAUCUCUCUCUCUGUGGCUGUGCCCUCUCUCCAUCCCCAUUUCUCUCUCUCUCUCUAUCUCUGUGGCUGUGCCCUCUCUCCAUCCCCAUUUCUCUCUCUCUGUGGCUGUGCCCUCUCUCCAUCCCCAUUUCUCUCUCUCUCUCUCUCUCUCUCUCUCUCUGUGGCUGUGCCCUCUCUCCAUCCCCAUUUCUCUCUCUCUCUCUCUCUCUCUCUCUCUCUCUGUGGCUGUGCCCUCUCUCCAUCCCCAUUUCUCUCUCUUUCUCUCUCUCUGUGGCUGUGCCCUCUCUCCAUCCCCAUUUCUCUCUCUCUCCCUCUCUCUCUCCGGAUUGAUGUCACAUCCUGUAGCUGCUCUUGGAUCCAGCUCCAGCUCCGGCUUUCGGGGAUUCGCUCCGGAUCCUCGGCUCCCGGUGCCCCCGGGGCUGACAUGCGGCUGCGGCCGGGAGCCUGAACGGGACCGAAGCGCCGAGAGAGCGGGGGCCGUGCGGAGACACCGGCAGCGGAGCGGGAGAGGGAUGGAGCCGGAGCAAGGGAGGGGGCGCGGCCGCGUCCGGAUCCUCACCCUCGGGAUUUUGCUGCUCAGCAGCCAGCUCAGCCAGGUGUUACCAGACAAUGCUGAAGAUGGUUGGCGUGUAUUCAGCUCUGCCCCAGACAGUGAGGGCAGGUGUAUCUGCACUGUGGUGGCACCCCAGCAAACUCUCUGCUCACGUGAUGCCCGCACCAAACAGCUGAGGCAGCUCCUGGAGAAGGUGCAGAAUAUGACUCAAUCCAUCGAAGUUCUGGAUCGCCGAACCCAGCGAGAUCUGCAGUAUGUGGAGAAAAUGGAGACACAGAUGAGAGGCUUGGAAACAAAAUUCAAACAGGUGGAGGAGAGUCACAAAGCGCAUCUCUCCCGACAGUUUCAGGCCCUAAAAUCGAGAAUGGAUGAACUGUUGCCUUUAAUCCCCGUGCUGGAACAGUAUAAAGCUGACGCCAAGUUGGUGUUGCAGUUUAAGGCGGAGGCGACGAACCUGACGGCUGUAUUGGCCGAGCUUCAGGAGGAGAUCGGGCCGUUCGACUACGAGGAGCUCCUGGCCAGAGUCUCCAAUCUGGAGAACAGGUUACGAGCCUGCAUGCAAAAAUUAGCAUGCGGUAAACUGACGGGAAUCAGCAACCCAUUUACAGUGAAAACAUCUGGAUCGAGGUUCGGUGCCUGGAUGACAGAUCCCGCCUCACCAGAGGGGGACACGAAGGUUUACUACAUGGAUGGUUACCAUAACAACCGCUUUGUGCGUGUUUAUAAGUCCCUGCAGGAUUUCAUGGGUACGGACAAUUUCACAGUGUACCGUCUGCCUCACCCCUGGUCUGGUACUGGCCAAGUGGUCUACAACCAGACCCUGUAUUUUAACAAAUACCAGAGCCACAUCCUCAUCAAGUUCCACAUUCCCACUGAGCGGUUGCUGACUCAGAGGAGCCUGGACUACGCCGGCUACAACAACAUGUACCCAUACUCCUGGGGAGGCCAUUCUGACAUCGACUUGAUGGUGGAUGAGGGCGGGCUCUGGGCAGUCUAUGCCACCAAUCAGAAUGCAGGGAACAUCGUCAUCAGCAAGCUGGACCUGGGAACGCUGGAGGUGAUCCGGAGUUGGAAUACAGGCUAUCCCAAACGGAGUGCAGGGGAAGCAUUCAUGAUCUGUGGCACUCUGUACAUGACCAACUCACAUCUGGGUGGAGCCAAGGUUUACUAUUCUUACAACACCAACACUUCCACCUACGAAUACACUGACAUCCAGUUCCAUAACCAAUACUCUCACAUCUCCAUGCUGGAUUAUAACCCCAAAGAUCGAGCCCUUUACACAUGGAAUAAUGGUCACCAGGUUCUAUAUAAUGUCACGCUAUUCCACAUCAUUAAAUCCGAUGAGUUAUAAGGCCAUACAAAUUCCUUCCUUUCCACAAUGAUACAGUCAGUAUAGCGAUAUGUAGAUCUGUAAGACCUGUGCUGGCGUUUAUAUAUAUUCUGUAGAAAGGACAUGUAGCAUCACUAAAGUUUUAGUUUGGUCUCUGGGCUGUUCCUGUCUCCACAUGAGGGGGUUUACUCAAUUAGCUGAUGUCCAGCUUAAUUCUUGACUCAAAACAGUAAAUCAAUGGACGAGGUACUACCUCCCUCCCACCUUCCCUCUCUCCCUCUGUGUUCUCAUACACUCUUCCUCUAUUUCUUCCUUCCCUCUUGUCCAUCCUCUCCCUCACCACUUUCCUCCUGAUUCCCUCCUCACUCCCCUUUCUCCCCCUCCCUAUCUUCCUCUUCUUUCCCCUCCCUCACUUUCUCUCCCUGCCUAUUCACCAUCUACCCACUUCGCCUUCCUCCACAGAGCUUCCAGUGUUGAGGAUGGUAGGACACAGAUUGUUGCCGUUGAGCAUGGGACCUGCAGCAGGAGCAGCCACAGGAACUAAGCCCACUGAUGAGUCAGAGACCUCUUUGCUCAAUCUUCAAUAUUUUGGUGAAUUGCAAGGGGCAGGGAGUAGAACAAUUCCCCAUCUCUCUUCCCCCACAAUUGAAAAUACCCCACCUCUGCAAAAAACUGUCUCUUCUACCGGUUACCAUGGGACUGGCUUAUUCUAGACAUUCAGCUUUUGGCUAAUUGGACUUCACCCUCACUGUCACUGGACUACAACCUUCUGCAGUGUUUCUCAGCUGCCUCAUUGUCACCUAAAGGAAGUUACUAUUUAAUCUGAAGAGAUGUAAUUAUUUGAGAAACAGUUUUAGCAUCAAGUCCAUUGUGCGAUGAAUUGUGUGUCACAGCUUGUCAGUGACACAGUGUAAAAGCCCAGUUAACGUCUGUGUGUUGGAUAACUACUGUGUCAGCUGCAUCAGAUUAAUUCAACUAUAUUCCCUAUCCUAGCACCUGGUACUUUAAGACUCUGUUCUGAAUUCAACCCAGAUUGAUUUGUAGAGUUUAAUAUUUCAUAUCAGUCCGUCCUGAUGCGCAAAUCACUUCAUCACAUUAGUUAAUUCUCUAUCCAAUUAUCAACUGUCAAAAUAUUGCUUCAUUCUUUUGCAAAGCGGUAGGUUUGUGGGAGUGAAGGUGAGUGAGUGUACCUGUGCAUACGUAUUUGUGAUUGUUUACAUUUCUGACGUCAGUCUGUGUGUGCACCAUCAAUCUGUUCAUCUGAGUCUGUCUCGCGUAUACCUGUGUUUGUCUCCGUUACUGUAUACAUGUGUAUGUAUAUGGGGCCAUGUUGUGUACAUAUGGUUGGGUGGGGGGAGGGGUGAUGGGGGUGUGUCCAUAUCCAUGAGUGUGUACGUUGGUGUCUACACAUCUCUUUUGGCCUCUGCCUGUCAGCGUCUGUCAGUUUAUGCAGAAGACCUGGUUUGUAUCAGAGUGUUUGAUGAAUGUGUAUCAUUGUCUUUACGGGCAUCUGGUGUAUUGUUUAUAUGGCAGUGUGUGUAUGUCUUUCUCUUUCUGUGACUGGGGAUGCCUCAAUGUCUGGCAGUUUGUCUCAGUCUGCCAAUCCGACAGUAUCUGUGUGUGAAUGAGAUGGUCUGUGUGGGUGCGCCUUGAUCUAUGUGUGUGUGAGGUUUUGAGUGUAUGUACGUGUGUGUGUGUUGAUCUGUGUGAGUGUGAGGGUUUGAAUAUAUCUGUGUGUUGUGAGAGUGAAUGUUGGUCUGUGUGAUUGUGAGGUUUGAGUGUGUCUGUAUGUUGGUCUGAGUGUGAGGUUUGAGUCCGUGUUUGUGUAUGUGUUGUUCUGUGUGAGUGAGGUUUGAGUAUCUGUUGUGUUUGGCUCUGUGUGUGUGAAGGUUUUAAUGUGUCUGUGUAAGUGUGUUUGUGUGUUGGUCUGUGUGAGUGUGAGGUUUGUGUGUGUGUUGGUCCGUGUGAGUGUGAGGUUUGAGUAUGUCUUUGUGUGUGUUUGUCUGUGUGAAGCUUGAGUGUGUCUGUGUGUGUGUUGGUCUGUGAGUGUGAGGUUUGAGUGUGUGUGUGCCCGUGUGUGUGUUAGUCUGUGCGAAUGUGAGGUUUCAGUGUGUCUGUGUGUGUUGGUCUGAGUGAGUGUGAGGUUUUGAUUGUGUCUGUGUGUGUGAAAUUUGAGUGUGCAUGUGGUGAUCUGUGUGACUGUGAGGGUUUGAGUGUGUCUGUGUGAAUAUGAGGUUUGAAUGUGUGUGUGUCGGUGUGUGUGAGGGUUUGAGAGUAUCUGUGUGAGUGUGAGGUUUGAGUGUCUGCGUGUGUGUUGGUCUGUGUGACUGUGAGGGUUUGCGUGUGUCUGUGUGAGUGUGAGGUUUGAAUGUGUGUGUGUCGGUGUGUGUGAGGGUUUGACAGUAUCUGUGUGAGUGUGAGGUUUGAGUGUCUGCGUGUGUGUUGGUCUGUGUGACUGUGAGGGUUUGCGUGUGUCUGUGUGAGUGUGAGGUUUUGAAUGUGUCUGUGUGAGUAUGAGGUUUGAAUGUUUGUGUGUCUGUAUGUGUGAGGGUUUGCGUAUGUCUGAGUGUGUUGGUCUGUGUGAGUGUAAGCUUUUAAGUGUGUCUGUUGGUCUGUGUGAGUGUAAGGUUUUAAGUGUGUCUGUUGGUCUGUGUGAGUGUAAGGUUUUGAGUGUGUUUGUGUGUGCGUUGGUCUGUGAAGUUUUAAGUAUGUCCGUGUGAAUGUGAGGGUUUGAGUGUGUCUUUGUGUGUGUUGGUCUGUGUGAGUGUGAGGGUUUGAGUGUGUUGGUUUGUGUUUCCUUAGAAUUUUAUCUCUUGUUCUCCACCAAUGGCAGUGAAGAGAGGGGUUGGCAUGUGCUGCUACUGACUGUUGUAACAGGAAGACAGUGCGACUGUUAAAGUCAACCUCUGUAUUUGCCUCUUUCUAUUUUAUCAUUAAAAGGAGUCCAAGAAGAGUUAUAAACA
Molecule: messenger RNA, 5100 nt
Organism: Stegostoma tigrinum
Lineage: Eukaryota; Metazoa; Chordata; Chondrichthyes; Orectolobiformes; Stegostomatidae
Gene: olfm1b
Product: olfactomedin 1b
Exons: 6
Coding region: 584-2158 (524 amino acids)
Biological process (GO): signal transduction
Source: RefSeq, a predicted model, not a curated record